Molecule: messenger RNA, 2950 nt
Organism: Balaenoptera acutorostrata (minke whale)
Lineage: Eukaryota; Metazoa; Chordata; Mammalia; Artiodactyla; Balaenopteridae
Gene: PTP4A2
Product: protein tyrosine phosphatase 4A2
Exons: 5
Coding region: 38-541 (167 amino acids)
Biological process (GO): protein dephosphorylation; positive regulation of cell migration
Cellular component (GO): nucleus
Molecular function (GO): protein tyrosine phosphatase activity
Source: RefSeq, a predicted model, not a curated record
ACUCACACACGCACGCUCACACUUUUUAUUUGCCAUAAUGAACCGUCCAGCCCCUGUGGAGAUCUCCUAUGAGAACAUGCGUUUUCUGAUAACCCACAACCCUACCAAUGCUACCCUCAACAAGUUCACAGAGGAACUUAAGAAGUAUGGAGUGACAACUUUGGUUCGAGUUUGUGAUGCUACAUAUGAUAAAGCACCAGUUGAAAAAGAAGGAAUCCACGUUCUAGAUUGGCCUUUUGACGAUGGAGCACCACCCCCUAAUCAGAUAGUUGACGAUUGGCUAAACCUACUAAAAACCAAAUUUCGUGAAGAGCCAGGUUGCUGUGUUGCAGUGCAUUGUGUUGCAGGACUGGGAAGGGCACCUGUGCUGGUCGCACUUGCUUUGAUUGAAUGUGGAAUGAAGUACGAAGAUGCAGUUCAGUUUAUAAGACAAAAAAGAAGGGGAGCAUUCAAUUCCAAACAGCUGCUUUACCUGGAGAAAUACCGACCUAAGAUGCGAUUACGCUUCAGAGAUACCAAUGGGCAUUGCUGCGUUCAGUAGAAAGGAAUGUAUACGAAGGCUGACUUGAUCGUGGCAUUUAGAGGGAACUCUUGGUACCUGGAAAUGUGAAUCUGGAAUCUUAACUGUGUCAUCAAAGUAGUGAUGGAUUCAGUACUCCUCAACCACUCUCCUAAUGAUUGGAAAAAAACAAACAAAAAAGAAAUCCCUCUAUAACGUGAAUAAAAUGUUUAAGAAAAGAAAAAGAGAAAGAAAAAAAAAGGAUUAAUUUAGUGAAGGAUGAUUUUGCUCCUAGUGUUGGAGUUUGAAUUUCUGCCAGGAUUGAAUUAUUUCAAAAUCUCCUGUCUUUUUUAACUUUCUCAAAAUAGGUCUCUAAGGAAAACCAGCAGAACAUUAGCCUCUGCAGAACCAUCUGUUUGGGGAGCACACUCUUCCAUUAUGCUUGGCACAUAGAUCUCCCUUUUGUGGAUUUCUUUCUUUCUUGGGGGCGGGGGGGAAGGCACAGUAUAUAUUUCCCUUCUUCUCACUUUCUUCUAUCCCUCUUUUUUCCCCGGAUACAAGUUGUAGAUGAAAUAGGAGAAGCCCACGUUGCUGUAGAUGUGCGUGCAGUCUGGCAGCCUUAAGCCCACCUGGGCACUUUUAGGAAAAAAACAAAACAAAAAAACACCAAAAAAAAAGGAAAAAAAAAAAAAAAAAAAGGCAGUGGCGUAUAUAGUAUAUGAUCCAGGUGUUUUUUAGUCUUUACUGAUGAUGGGGUAUUCAUGUUAGUUUCUUUUCUUGAAAACCCUAUUCAACAUUAGGCAAAGUAGCCAGGAGCCUUUUUUGUUUUGAUAAAUUUGUGGGGAAAUGGCAUUUUAAGAGGAGUCUCUCAAAGAACUUAGCUGAGAGUCGAAUUCAUCUCUUUUCCAACCAAUGAAGCUAAGUGGAUGUCCCAGAGAUUUGUUGUUUUCGGAAGGGGAGUACUCCAGGCCGUCACUAAAGAUAUGUCCAGGCAGAGCAUUAGCACACUUUCUACACCUUGUAGAAUUGUGGGCUGUAGCAUUACUCUGAUUUUCUGUCUAAUGAUGUCAGAGAAUGCUGUUAGUGUAAAGUUUUUAUUUUAGGACUUAUUUGUACUCUGAAUUUUCAGGAACAGUCAAAGGAGUAGCAGCAAAGACACAAUAUUUUAGACUUGAGAAAUGCCUGUAAUGGGUAUUUCCCAAACUGCCCCCUAUAUGUACAGUUCAGUUUAACCACUGAUUGCCUUGUUCUUUUCUUACUAGGUUCUUUGUGAGAUUAAAAUAAAUUUUUUUUUGCUGGUUCAAAACCAACAAUGCCUAGUGAGUAUGUGUCCACAGGCCAUAAUAGGGUAGAAGAGAGACAUAGAGCAGCUCAUUGUGUAGCAAAGGGACUGUGUGGCUAGUGCAGUGGUGUAGUAUCAUUUCUGCAGAUUCUUUGCUGGGUUCAAUGUACUGAUCUAGAAAAGCUGUUUUGCUGUUCCUUUGCAGUUGUGACCAGGCUGCAUUGACAAAGCAAGUUGGAGGAUACCAUCAGGGGCUCUUGCACUCUCCAUCUGAAUAUUACAUAAUUAAUAGUGCUCUGCUUCUAAGGAUUUGAAUAAAGUCUUACGGUCAUCUUGUCCUGUUGGAAUUUGCUGUGCAGAGCCAUAAACUUCCCAUUUUGUUAGGAUCAGCUAGGCCAGUAGGAAUGGACUGGGACCUUGUUUCACACUGAUGAUACCUCAGAUGUUGGCUGGCUAUGUGAACUGCCUAUUUCCUAUGCCGAGUUGUUUUGAUUUUUAAAUAAAUGAAAAUCUGUAGAUUCUCUUCUCCCCCAUCCCAGAAAACAAAACAAUAUAAUGCUUUUUGAAAUUGUUUCUAGGAUUUUAAAGUGAAAAAUGAUGGUACUAUCCAAAAUUCUUUAUUUCAGAACCUGACAGUAGAUUCCUUUAACAUAGGCUCAAGAUCAAAACAGCAUACCCUCUAAGCUCAGAUAGACUGUUGACUCCAAGGGUUUUGAUCAAUACCAGAACAAACCUUUUUCCUUUGACAUGCUCUGAUUUUUGUUUGGAGGGAGGGAAGGAGGGAGGGGGAGAGAGAGAGAAAGGGAGAGUGAGCGUGUGAGAGUGUGUGUGUGUGUGUGUGAGUGAGCGAGCAGUAUCCACCAGUAACAGUGCCUGCCUGAGUUAGGAAAAUUACAUUCCUGGUUCUGUAUGAGGAGAAGGGUAUAUAAAGCAACAUGAAACAUUAGCCCUCAUUUUGUUUUAAAUUACAGACUAAUGUUAAUUGUUCUCAGAACUGGAUUUUCUUCAAAAUUAAACGUUUUUUUUUCUUUUGGAUUUAAUGAAGUAUUGCUAGCUGAAGCCAGUUUGACAUGGUGAGAGAGAUGUCAGACUGAUGAAAGGUGUGCAGCCUGAUUUAAAACCAAACCCUGAGCCCUUUUAAAGAACAAUAAAACAUAUUUUACAUGCUC